Molecule: messenger RNA, 6458 nt
Organism: Cavia porcellus (domestic guinea pig)
Lineage: Eukaryota; Metazoa; Chordata; Mammalia; Rodentia; Caviidae
Gene: Garre1
Product: granule associated Rac and RHOG effector 1
Exons: 14
Coding region: 920-4123 (1067 amino acids)
Biological process (GO): Rac protein signal transduction
Molecular function (GO): CCR4-NOT complex binding
Source: RefSeq, a predicted model, not a curated record
GAUUGAAUCAAGGAUCUCACACAUGCUAGGCAAGCACUCUACCACUGAGUUACAUCUGCAUUCUUUUUUAUUCUGAGACUGAAUGUUGCUGUGUUGUCGAAAAUGACCUUGAACUUGGGAUCCUUCUGCUUCAGCUUCCUGAGUAGCUGGGUUUGCAUGAAAUGACUUAGAGGCCUUAUAAAUAUCCAUGCAUUCUUGCUUCAGACUUUACAAUUGAAGGCCAACCCAUCGCUUAUUAAUAUUACAAGGAAACUGCUACCUCAGCAAACAAAAGGAAAGGAAGACUUAUAAUAACGAAUGCCAUUUUUAAAGAAAACUUGUUUUCAGAAAACAUUACAGGAAAUUUGGAGAUUUUUAGUCAUGAGGAGAAGCUUUACAGGUAAAUGAUUUGACAGGCAGGUUCUGUCAACAUUCUACAGAGAUUUGAUCUUCCUUCUUAAGGACUGUGUGUGGAAUAACCCUGUAUUGCUUUUUAAACUGCUGUUGAACAGCUUGUGGGUUUUGGGGUUCUAACUUUUUUGGUGUAUUAAAGAUACAUUAUAUUACAUUUUUAAAAGUUAUUUUUCUGCCGUUGUAAAUACAGGUAUCAAAAUAUUCUUGCAGAGCAACUAUAAAGUAAACAUUUUUUCAACAAGCAUACGUUUUUAUUAAGAGAGUGGAAUGCUAAACAAUUCUUAUACAGCAUUUUGGACACACUUUCAUUUUUUUGUCAGAGAUCCUGCCUACACUGAAAAUAUUAAUUCUAUAACCUAUUGUUCUUUUCACUUCUAUGUUUGAUCACUUGGUCACCUGCCUCAUGGAAAUGCGUUUUUUAAAACUUCGAUUUGCAGAACUCCAUUAUUUUUAUACCUAGCUACAGUUUUGGAAGAAACGAAUCAGAACCCUGACCUGCUCACAGUCCCUGGGACAGGUUCCCCGCAUGUAUUGCUGCAGUGCCCAGGACAGUAAAAUGGACUACAAGCGGCGCUUCCUGCUUGGCGGGUCCAAGCAGAAGGUGCAGCAGCACCAGCAGUACCCGAUGCCAGAGCUGGGCCGGGCACUGAAUGCUCCCCUAGCAUCGACGGCCACCCCCGUCCCACUGGGCAGUUUGACUGCUGCAGGCAGCUGCCACCAUGCCAUGCCCCACUCCACUCCUAUUGCUGACAUCCAGCAGGGCAUCUCUAAGUACCUGGACGCCCUCAAUGUCUUCUGCCGUGCCAGUACUUUCCUCACAGAUCUGUUCAGCACUGUAUUCAGGAACUCUCACUAUUCAAAGGCAGCCAUGCAACUCAAAGAUGUGCAGGAGCAUGUCAUGGAAGCAGCCAGCCGGCUAACUUCAGCCAUAAAGCCCGAGAUUGCCAAGAUGCUGAUGGAACUUAGUGCUGGGGCAGCAAACUUCACAGAUCAGAAGGAAUUCAGUCUCCAGGACAUUGAGGUAUUGGGGCGGUGCUUCUUGACGGUGGUGCAAGUCCAUUUCCAGUUUUUGACUCAUGCGUUACAGAAAGUCCAGCCGGUAGCUCACUCUUGCUUUGCUGAGGUAGUUGUACCAGAAAAGAAGAACAGCAGUGGUGGCAGCAGCUUAUCUGGCAUGGGCCACACACCCGAACUAGAAGAAGCUGUGCGUUCCUGGCGGGGUGCUGCUGAGGCAACAUCUAGACUAAGAGAAAGAGGCUGUGAUGGCUGCCUAGCAGGAAUUGAAGUUCAGCAGCUCUUCUGUUCUCAAAGUGCAGCAAUUCCUGAGCACCAGCUAAAAGAACUGAAUAUAAAAAUUGACAGUGCUUUGCAAGCAUAUAAGAUAGCUCUGGAAAGUUUGGGCCACUGUGAAUAUGCAAUGAAGGCUGGCUUCCACCUGAAUCCAAAGGCGAUUGAAGCAAGUUUGCAGGGCUGCUGCAGCGAGGUAGAAGCCCAGCAGACAGGGCGGAGGCAGACACCCCCGCAGCCCAUGCAGUGUGAACUUCCCACCGUCCCCGUGCAGAUAGGAUUGCACUUCCUGAAGGGUGUCUCUUUUAACGAGUCUGCCGCCGACAAUCUGAAACUUAAAACGCACACGAUGUUACAACUGAUUAAGGAAGCAGGCUGCUAUAAUGGAAUCACAUCCAGGGAUGAUUUUCCUGUGACAGAAGUGCUGAACCAAGUAUGCCCAUCCACAUGGCGGGGUGCCUGCAAGACUGCUGUGCAGCUUCUGUUUGGCCAGGCUGGAUUGGUGGUGGUUGACACAGCACAGAUUGAAAAUAAAGAAGCCUAUGCCCCCCAAAUCAGUUUAGAAGGCACCAGAAUCGUGGUUCAAGUCCCAUCCACAUGGUGCCUGAAGGAAGAUCCUGCCACCAUGUCCCUGCUGCAGAGAAGCCUGGAUCCUGAGAAGACCCUGGGCCUAGUGGAUGUGCUCUACACAGCUGUAUUGGACCUAAAUCGUUGGAGGGCAGGAAGGGAACAAGCUUUACCUUGCAUCCAGAUCCAGCUUCAAAGAGAGAUCUGUGACUUUGGGAACCAGGCUGACCUGCCUUCUGGAAAUGGAAACAAACCUUCAGGUGGCCUCCAGAAGACAUUCUCCAAACUGACAUCCCGCUUCACCAAGAAAGCAUCAUGUACCAGCUCUAGCAGCAGCACAAAUUAUUCCAUCCCAAAUACCCCUUCCAAAAAUGUCUUCAUAGCUGGGUGUUCAGAAGAGAAGGCCAAAAUGCCCACUCAUAUUGAUACACGGUUACAAAGCAUUUUGAACACUGGUAAUUUCCCUAGGACUACAGAUCCCUCACAAUCAGCUCAAAAUUCCAACAAUCCAAUGGCCAAUGGUUUUCUCGUGGAGAGGCGUGAAAACUUCCUGCAUGGGGAUGACAGCAAAGAUGAAAAGGGCAUGAACUUACCAACUGAUCAGGAAAUGCAGGAGGUGAUAGAUUUUCUCUCAGGCUUUAACAUGAGCCAGUCGCAUCAAGGUUCUCCACUGGUGACAAGGCGUAAUUCUGCUGUCACAGCCAUGAUGACUGAGCAGAAGGCAGGAGCCGUGCAGCCAUCACUGCCAGUGCCCCCUUCACCGCGGCAGACACAACCUAGGACACACACAACUCUGACACCCCAGCCAGGUCCUGCACCUCAGCAACAGUCCCCAAAGCAACCGCAGCCCCAAGUCCAAUACUACCAAAAUCUGCUGCAACCCUUUGGGCCACAGCAGCCCCCACCUCAGCCUCAAGCACCUGGAAAAUGGGUACACAGCUCAGCCCAACAGCCAGCACAGCCUGUGGGAGCAGGUCUGUCUCCUCUUGUUCAGUGGCCUGGCAUAUCUGAUCUCAGUUCUGACUUGUACAGCUUGGGUCUAGUGAGCAGCUAUAUGGAUAAUGUGAUGUCGGAGGUUUUGGGACAGAAGCCACAGGGACCUAGAAAUAACACCUGGCCAAACCGUGACCAAAGUGAUGGAGUCUUUGGAAUGUUGGGAGAGAUUCUGCCUUUUGAUCCUGCAGUGGGCUCAGACCCCGAAUUUGCACGCUACGUGGCAGGUGUGAGUCAGGCAAUGCAGCAGAAGCGGCAAGCCCAGCACAGUCACCGCCCAGGCAACCCUCGGGGCAACUGGCCACCCAUGGAUGAUGCCCACCGGACCUGGCCUUUUCCAGAGUUCUUCACAGAAGGGGAUGGUCUGCAUAGCAGCUGGUCAGGUGCUCAGGGUGACUCAGCCAGCUCCAGUGAUGAGACAUCUUCAGCCAACGGGGACAGCUUGUUCUCCAUGUUUUCCGGGCCUGACCUCGUUGCUGCUGUCAAGCAGAGAAGGAAACACAGCAGUGGAGAGCAAGAGACCAACACGCUGCCCUCGCCAUCUCUCCUCACUACAGUAGAAGACAUGAACCAGGAUAACAAAACCAAAACGUGGCCACCCAAAGCACCCUGGCAGCACCCUUCUCCGCUCCCCAGCACAAUGCCCAGCCCAAGUGCACCGCUCUAUGCAGUUGCCAGCCCUGGAAGCCAGUGGAACGACACCAUGCAGAUGCUACAGUCCCCUGUGUGGGCUGCAACCAACGACUGCAGUGCCACCUCCUUCACCUACAUGCAGACUCCACCACAGCCCCCAGCCCCACCCGCACACAAGGCGGCACCCAAGGGCUUCAAGGCCUUCCCUGGGAAGGCUGAGCGAAGGCCAGCCUACUUGCCCCAGUACUGAUGCAGGGUCAGCCUGCCUGCCUGCCUGCCCAGAGCUGUUGGGGCCAGUACCUCUGCCCCAUGGCUGACUAGUUGAUACCAGCCCCCAAGAGGACCAGUGCACCCUGUCCCAAGGAGGGCUCCUUGGCAACAGGGGUAGUUGGCAGCUCCAAGCCUUUAUCGCCUGGUUUCUCAAACUUUGAAGGCAGCAGACCCCUGGAAAACCAGCUGAAGAUGGAGAUUUCUGACACUCAGGGGGAUGCUGGAUAAUCUGCAUGUUUAAGCACCUCAGGUGAUUCUGAUGCAGGGGGCCAGAGGCCACACUCUGAAAAACACAGUUCUAAGGUUGCUAAUCCUGCUGUGUGUUGGGAAGGUGUCAGGCCUGAAGGCUGACAGCAAAACUGACCAUUCUUCUGAAAGCUUCUCCUUUUCCCUCCUUAAUACAUUGAGUGGUGACCACACCAAUCACUGAUUUCAUAGCUAUUAUUCAUGUAGGCUUUUAGUUAAAACAUCUGCCUAAAAUGCAUUCAGUAGUUUAAGAUAACAGAUACAGUCUGGGGAUGUGCUAACACUAUACUUAAACUUACUCAAAAUGGGCAAGGUAGAGAAUAUUGCAGCCAGAAGUAUCACCUGGUGUUCUGUGAGUGGGCAGCUUUUUCUACCCCGGAAACACCCAGGGGAUGUACCCCCUACCAGAUUCACAAAAGCAGGGUUGUGAAAGUGAUUCCGGAGCUCUGUUGCUGAUGGUGCAUGGAGAAGAGCCAGCUGGCUGAUGUCUGGGGCAGACAGAGCUGCACCUGCUGCCCUCAGAGCUUCCACACUUGGACAGAGGCACUGUGCAGUCGUUGGGAUGCUGAGCUGUAGCCACUGGAUUGCAAGAGACACCUGCACUUGAAACCAGUGAUAUCUGUGAGCUGGCUCAGAAGACAAACCAAUUAAGAUGUGAGCAAGAAUUAAAGUCUUUUCUUUAAAAAAAAACAAAACAAAACAACACCUCAUUUUCAGUUAAUAUGUACCAUGAUUAAGUAGAUAACAUCUUGUGGAUUUAGGGAUAUUUUCCAGCCAGAAUGGAUCCAGAAUUGAAUGGUGCUUAAAUUGAGAAAUAAUAAAUAUAUCUAUAUAGACUAGACAUAUCCCACUGUAUAACUGAGGUUGCAGAAAGUUCUUUAUAUAAAACUUAUUUAAAUUUUUCAUAUUUCAUCUUUGAAAAAGUCUAAUUAAAAAUCCAUGAUAUUUUCUGGUAUGAAAGUUUGACAGUAUUAAUAUUUUUUUUAUAUUUUCUUAAAUCAUUAAACCAUUUUAAUAUAUGUUAACUACUAAUAAAUGGUUUAUUCUUUCUAACUCCAUAUAAGCUUUUCCAGCAAAGAUUGUAAUAACACAUUUAUGUUCUCAUUUUUCUACAAAUACAAGUAAAUUUAUAUUUAAAAAUACCAAAAAGAAUAAAUAAAUAAAUAUAUAUAUAUAUAUGUACACAUACCAUACACACACACACACACACACACACACACACAUUACAGAGGACCCUUAGGUUGUCUGAGCCCAGCCACCUGCAUUUUUAGUACUGUGCUGUCGGGCUGUUCCAGGCCUUGGGUAUUGUCUUUUGUUCCGUAUGGAGAUGUCACUGCUGCCUGUACUUAAUGAUCCUUUCACACAUUCACCUCACCUUGUUUACAGAAAACUGUGUGUACAUAGAGUUUUUCAGGCACGUGCUUUGCAUCAACCCUGUGUGGCUCUUGUCUGUAUUAGCUGUCACAGUGUGCACACUAAUCUCUGUUAAAGUUCUUUGUGGCUGUUUUACUUGUAAGAUAGUUUUCUGUUUCCUUCAGUAAUGUGUCCAGAGUACCCAGUACUUGGAGUUCUGUUAUAAUAAAGUACUUUUAAUAGGGCCUCCCCAAAGACCUCAUGGUGGACAGAGGUCAGUGCUCAAUGCCCCAGUGCAAGUGACAUUGCUAAUUGUCACUUUCCAGUUUGUUCUUCUCAAUUUAGGAAGAUAUUUCAUAACUGUAUCUCCAUGGGCUGAGAGACUGUGUGAAGCUGUUUGUGUAGUCUCCAUGUAAGUGCUGUGUUCCCAGCACCGCCUUGCUCUGAACACUGGUAAUUCCAGGUGCUGCGCUCGGCAGAGGGGUCUCGGCAGAGGGGUCUCGCCAAAGCGCAUGUGUGUGUGCAUGUGUGUAUACGCGCGCGUGAGUGUGUCCUUGGCAUGGCCGGGCAUGGCUGCCUUGCUCCGGCAUCAGCAGGACAUUUUGUGAAUAGUUACAAUGCUUCCAAACUGGAACUCUACAUUUUGUAUCUUACUUUUAAAGCUCCUAUAAGUAAAAUAACUAUUGGCUUUAUUAAAAAAUAUAUACAUUUAAUAA